UUUACCAUUUACCUGUUAAAUCAAUGGCAAUGUUAUAUUUAUUAAUAAGCACGUGAGCUGGAUAUACCGAAAGGAAAGUGUGUAGGUAAGGUGUAUUUAACUACUCUAAGAAAACCUAAGUUCGUGUUCGGUUGAAUAGUUUAUAUAAAUGUGUCCACAACAUACCUUUAACAUAUGAAGAGUUGAAACAUGGCAGACAUUCACAGUAAACUGUUCAUAUGAUGUUCUUAUAAUGGAAUAUCCCGGGAAAUGUUUGAGAAUAACUUUGAUGACGAAAUUGAUAUUGAAGCAGAAUUUGUGGGAAGAGAAAAUGAUUUGAAUGUGUUAAAGACAGCAUGGCAGAAGCACAAAAUAUUUGGCAUUUUUGGACUGAGAUCGGUUGAAAAAUCCAGACUAGACAGAGUUUUUAAAAAGGACAAAGUCGACAGGUAGCUUUGUUCGUAUUUACAUAGAUAUGAGGUUGAUAUCUGAAACAAACUCAUUGUACUCGAGGAUAUGUGCGAGUUAUGGCAUUGAACCGGAGUUACAAGCAGCACAGUCCAGCAGGUGGAUUUAUCAUAUUUGUGACAGUAUAAAAACAGCCGGUAAAAAACGUUUCAUUAUUUUCUUUGAUAUCACCGAAGAUUGUCAAGACUUAAAGGGUACUGAUAUUCCAGACUUCCUCUUUUCAUUGUGUACAAGUGUGGUUCGUCAAUGCUCUAAUGUGAAAAUUUUCAUUACAUCUACAACACGUGUACAAUUUGCACAGCUUAAAAAGGUCUACUGCAGUCUAAACCAAAGUGAGACGCGCCAGUUACGUAAAAUUGUCAUUAAAGGAGUAGAACGUAGGAAAUUACGAGGACGAUAUUGCGGAUUUAUGUGAAAAGAUGAUUCUACUAAUUCUAAUGGUCGGAUCUGAGCUAACGGAGGACAGUGGCAUGACAACACCAAAUGACAUUGUCAAGUUCUUGCUCACUUGUAGACUGAAAGCCCUGAGUCGGAAGUUUUACCCGGAGGAAGAUAGAGUCGCUGACGUGUGUAAAAAGUUCAUUGACCGCUUAGAUACUGUAUACAAGAGACGACUGACUAUAUUCGAAUAUAUUCCUGGAUCGUUUAACGCAGAACAAGCCAAGGGAAUACUAAAUUCCCAAUCAAUUGCAACGGUGAAAGAUCAAACACUUAUUCCAAUACGGAGACGACAUAUACUGAAUUAUGACUCCAACACGAGAAUGUUUAACAUACAGGGUAUACUUCGAGAGUCUAUUAAAACAUUCUACACGAUCAAGAAUAUACCAGAAAUUCGGGCAGGAUAAUGCCGCAUUUUCACAGCAGUUAUGAAGAACACAUUACAGAAAAGGCAAAGUUUAUCUGUUUAUCGGUUUCCAGCUCAUCUGAGGAGAAUGUCUUCUAGAAAACUUCAGAUACAAAAUACGAAAUUUCCACGAGAAGUGUUACCUAUCUCAAGAAUGUCGGCACACAGCAAACUUACACAAGCGAAAGAAACAUAAAAUAUCUUGUCUAAAAGUCUCAAGGAAUGUUUUCAAUAUCAAAGAAAUUAAUGCCGGAAAAUGGCAUGCCACCACAUAAAACUUGUCAACGUGUUUAGAAUGCUUAGCUGAAGUGUUCAUAUACUCAAGGUCUUAUGCCAAAUACAUUGAAACUCUUCCGAAUCAUAACAUUUUUAUUGCAUAUUCGAACAAACAAAUUGCCCAACAUGCUACGAAAAGCAUUUUCAUGAAGACAACGACAGUGCAAUAUAAACAUUGUAUAAGUGGAAAUGUACAUUUACCAAGCUUGUAAAUAAUGUUUA
This is a messenger RNA of Ruditapes philippinarum (Manila clam), 1789 nucleotides long. RefSeq lists its product as uncharacterized. The record is from RefSeq and is a predicted model, not a curated record. The coding region runs from base 867 to 1292 and encodes 141 amino acids. The transcript has 4 exons. Lineage: Eukaryota; Metazoa; Mollusca; Bivalvia; Venerida; Veneridae.